GCUCUGCUCUCACUAUCGGCAGCAUCGCCUGGCCGUGGUUUAUUUACACACACCAGUACUCAAGCGUGUAUUUUGGUUUGUUUCGGUUUUACCGAAAUUCGGUUGCGAUGAGCCUUUGAGGGAAUAUCAUUCGACCAGCAAGUCUCGCACACACGUAGCCAUGGGGGAUGUCCAAGACAUUCUGGGGCUGGAGCGCCCACCCACUCCGGAGUUGACGAAGGAGUCCAUUCUUGGGUCGUCUGAUAAAUUAAAAAGGAAGCAAAUGCAAAUGUCCACUCCCAAGGUUUCAAGACGUCCGGAAGGAAUGCCAAGAGAAGUGUUCGCUCUAUUGUACCAUGAUAACAAGGGUGUUCCUCCAGUCUUCCCCACUGACACUGGUUCAGGCUACAAGCAAAUGAAAGCUAAACUUGGUAUGCGGAAAGUAAGGCCUUGGAAAUGGAUGCCAUUUUCAAAUCCGGCUAGAACAGAUGGAGCUGUGUUUCACCAUUGGCGGAGAGUUGCUGAUGAAGGAAAGGAUUACCCCUUUGCACAAUUUAAUAAGAAAGUACCUGUACCAUCCUACACUGAUGAGGAGUACAACCAACAUCUCCAGGUGGUAGGGUGGACCAAAGAUGAAACAAAUCAUCUUAUUGACUUAGCCAAACGUUUUGAUUUAAGAUUUAUCGUUAUGAGAGAUCGAUGGGAUUCAUCAAAAUUUGCUGAGAGAUCUGUUGAAGACUUAAAAGAAAGAUACUACACAUUACAGACAACUUUGGGCAAGGUGAAAGGCACAACGCCAUCAGAUGCAAAACCAUAUGUAUUUGAUGCAGACCAUGAGAGACGGAGAAAAGGACAACUGAAGAGGCUUUAUGAAAGAACACAAAAGCAGAUUGAAGAAGAACAAACAUUAGCAACUGAAUAUCGAAGAAUUGAGGCCCGUAAAAAGGAGAGAGAUAAGAAGACUCAAGAUCUUCAGAAGCUGAUAACUGCUGCGGACAACCAGUCUGAAACACGGCGUAUUGAAAAGAAGUUGCCCAAGAAGAAACUUCAGCAGCAGUUAACUAGACCCCGGGUGGACACUGUAACUGUGGAGAGUACUGGCAUCAAAUUCCCUGACAUGAAAGGAAGUGGAGUUUCUGUGAGGUCUCAAAGAAUGAAAAUGCCUACUAGUGUUGGGCAAAAGAAAAUCAAGGGAGUUGAACAGUUACUUCAAGAGUUGGCAGUGGAAUUGAACCCCAUGCCAACGGAGGAGAUUUGUACCCACUUCAAUGAACUUAGAAGUGACAUGGUUUUGCUACAUGAACUUAAAACAGCCUAUACCACUUGUGAAUUUGAGUUGCAGACUUUGCGCCAUCAGUAUGAAGCACUCUGCCCUGGCAAGACUCUGGACAUUCCGAUACCCAAUGAAACUCAAGUUGGAUCGUCAACUGAAAAUGAUGGGGGAAAGCAGAAGAUAAACCUUGCUGAAAUAAUUGAUGUUGUUGGAUCCCCUGGUACUCCCAAUAGUACCCACAUAAACUAGCAAUACUUUUAAGUAUGCCACUAUGGAUUCAAUUUUAAUCAGCUUUGGUUUUGUAAAUUGUAUUAAAUAUGUACUCUGUAAACUUAAAA
This is a messenger RNA of Thrips palmi, 1590 nucleotides long. RefSeq names its product DNA methyltransferase 1-associated protein 1 (gene DMAP1). The transcript has 9 exons. Bases 161 to 1501 code for a protein of 446 amino acids. Gene Ontology annotation, biological process: chromatin remodeling; DNA repair; negative regulation of transcription by RNA polymerase II. The record is from RefSeq and is a predicted model, not a curated record. Gene Ontology annotation, molecular function: transcription corepressor activity. NCBI's taxonomy places the organism in Eukaryota, Metazoa, Arthropoda, Insecta, Thysanoptera, Thripidae. Gene Ontology annotation, cellular component: nucleus; NuA4 histone acetyltransferase complex; Swr1 complex.